AUGGACUCGACGACCGCCGCCACCGACAAGGCCCCGACGAGGCCGUACAAGUGCCCCUAUCCAUUGUGCGGGCGCGCCUUCAGUCGACUCGAACACCAGACCCGCCACAUACGCACCCAUACCGGCGAAAAACCCUUUGCAUGCACGUUCCCCUCGUGCGAGAAGCGCUUUUCUCGCUCUGACGAGCUCACCCGUCACUCGCGCAUACAC
This is a messenger RNA of Punctularia strigosozonata HHB-11173 SS5, 210 nucleotides long. RefSeq lists its product as uncharacterized. NCBI's taxonomy places the organism in Eukaryota, Fungi, Basidiomycota, Agaricomycetes, Corticiales, Punctulariaceae. The annotation marks the transcript as partial. Gene Ontology annotation, molecular function: RNA polymerase II cis-regulatory region sequence-specific DNA binding. The record is from RefSeq and is a predicted model, not a curated record. The transcript has 2 exons. Gene Ontology annotation, cellular component: cytoplasm; nucleus.